AUGACUGAAUUUGAUUUUUCAAACAUUAAACCUGUUGAAUUAAAUACAGAAGAACCUCAACUAUGUCAAAUUUUAUAUGAUGAAGAAUAUAAAUCAAUAAUGGGUAUGCUUUUGGCAUUAAUGAAACAAAAUGAAUAUUCUGAAAGAGCACUAUAUUUGACUGAAUUGGGAAUUGAACAAUUAGCAUCUCAUUAUACUACAUGGAUCUACCGAUUUAAUAUAUUGAAAAAUUUACCAAACAAAAAUUUAUUUGAUGAAUUAGAUUGGUGUGAACAAAUUGCUUUGGAUAAUGAAAAAAAUUAUCAAAUUUGGAAUUAUAGACAAUUGAUUAUAAAUGAAAUAUUAAAAGAUGAAAAUGUUAAGUUUGAUCCAUAUAGAGAAUAUCCAAUUUUACAAGCAAUGUUAGAUUCAGAUCCUAAGAAUCAUCAUGUUUGGUCUUAUCGUAAAUGGCUUAUUGAAAAAUUUGAUUUAUAUAACGAUCUGAAAGAAAUUAAAUUUGUUAAUGAUAUGAUAGAUGAUGAUGUUUUAAAUAAUAGUGCAUGGAGUCAUAGAUUUUUUAUUAAUUUCAAACCAAAAAAUGUCAAUUCAGACAAAAUUGAUAAAGAAAUCAAUUAUGCAAAGGAAAUGAUUGAAAGAUGUCCUCAAAAUGCAAGCUCUUGGAAUUAUUUUUUAGGAAUUUAUGAUAAAUUCGAUAAAGAUAUUAUUGAAUUGAAAGAUUUUGCUUCAAAAUUUGUUAAUGUUGAUAAGAGAGAAGUUUCUAAUUCUUUUGCAAUGGAAUUAUUAGCAAAUAUUUUCAAGAAAGAGCAUAAAUACGAGGAUGCUAAACAGAUUUAUCAGUUAUUAAUUAAUGAAUAUGAUCCCAUAAGAAGUAAUUAUUGGAAAUUUUUAAUAGCUGAAUGUGAAGAUAUUUAA
Lodderomyces pseudojiufengensis is the source of this 912-nucleotide messenger RNA. It is a transcript of the gene RAM2, whose product is annotated as bifunctional protein farnesyltransferase/protein geranylgeranyltransferase. Gene Ontology annotation, cellular component: CAAX-protein geranylgeranyltransferase complex; protein farnesyltransferase complex; cytoplasm. The transcript has a single exon. The record is from RefSeq and is a predicted model, not a curated record. NCBI's taxonomy places the organism in Eukaryota, Fungi, Ascomycota, Pichiomycetes, Serinales, Debaryomycetaceae. The coding region runs from base 1 to 912 and encodes 303 amino acids. Gene Ontology annotation, molecular function: CAAX-protein geranylgeranyltransferase activity; protein farnesyltransferase activity. Gene Ontology annotation, biological process: protein farnesylation; protein geranylgeranylation.